AUGGACGCUGCUAGUUGUGGGCCUUCUAGCGCUCUUCAAAAUCUUAGUAAACAUACUCAAAGGGACACAUCGCUUCAGCAUCAACGACAUGGUGGACCCUCAUUCCAGCAACAGGGACAGGGACAGGGACCGCACCUGUUUCGUCAGGGUCAACAACGUAUUGACCAGAACUUGAAUCAAGAGUUUCAACAGUUCAAUAGUGGAGGCCAUUAUAAUCAAGUACCUCCGGUAAUAGAUCGAGUGGGGUUAGCUCCUAAUGCAAUACAGCAGCCCCGAGGGCAACCGCAAGGGUUUCAACCAACUCUACAUCGACCACCACCACCACCACCACAACAACAACAACAACAACAACAAUUUCAAUACCAGCAAAGUCAAAAAGGAUGGGUUGAUGAUUUUUCGAAAAUGAAUAUCCACAACCAACAACUGAUGGUACAGCAAAGAAACAGCUGGGGUCAGGAAUUCCAGCAGAAUCAUCAGCAUGCUCAACAAGUUUCUCAUCAUCACCAACAACAACAACAACAACAGCAACCACAGCUAAUGCAGAAUCGGUACAUUGGCUCCUCAUAUGGAGGUGGGAUGAUGAACAUGCAACGACCAAUGACGAUGGGGACAAAUACUGCAUCGCCGCAAUUUCAUCAACAAUCAGAACACCAACAAGUGCAUAAAUUGGAGGAUCAAGAAACGCAACUUGAGAGUGAAUUUGACGCAGUUGAGAAGGAGUUACAAGAAGUUGAAUCUUCGAUGCAAGAAACAAAUCUGCACGAUAAGGACUUGUUUGCUCAAACAGCGCGAAAAGUUGAGAGCUCGAUGAACUCUUUGAACACUACUGAUGCCGAAAUGAAGUCUAAAUUUGAAAACUCCGAGUUUUUGAAAUUAAUGAACAGAGUGGCAAAUAAACAAGUUGAACUACAAGAUGAUAAGCUUGUUGAUGUAGAAGGAGAAGGAAAAGAAAAAGGAGAAGAAGAACAUAAAUUGGAAAUUGAUAAUUCUGAUGGUUUGCAGCAACAGGGUGUCAGGAAUACCGAUGCGGUAGACUAUCAUGACCCUAUGCACCAAACUGCGGAUUUCAACGAUUGGGAUAACGAUCUUAUCCCCAACUAUCCACCACCACUACCACAACAACAACAACAACAACAGCAAAAAAGGCAACAGCGGUCACACCAUUCGUCUCAUGCGUCAUCAUCAUCACCACCACCACCACCAGCAGAGUCCAAAAAUAAACUUCCUGAUCCAUUGGCACAUUUGGGUGAUGGUCUGUUGGAAGGUGUGAUUGACCCAUUAGCAGCAGCAAGGAUCAUCAGUGGUGGCCAAGUACAGACCGAGGACUGGGUGGAUAGUGAUAGCCACACAGACUGGUUAUCACUGGACACUCCAACAAUCAGACCACAAGUGAGACCAUGGAGAAAAGGUCAAAUUGUGGAUCAUCAUUGGGAUGAAAUGUACCGCGAUUACAGAAAUGACGAUGACUUUCACUGA
Molecule: messenger RNA, 1476 nt
Organism: Lodderomyces elongisporus
Lineage: Eukaryota; Fungi; Ascomycota; Pichiomycetes; Serinales; Debaryomycetaceae
Exons: 1
Coding region: 1-1476 (491 amino acids)
Source: RefSeq, a predicted model, not a curated record